Molecule: messenger RNA, 1532 nt
Organism: Microcebus murinus (gray mouse lemur)
Lineage: Eukaryota; Metazoa; Chordata; Mammalia; Primates; Cheirogaleidae
Source: RefSeq, a predicted model, not a curated record
AGGCUGCCCGUGCCUUGCUAGACCCCGAAGAGGUCGCUCCCAACUCUUGCCUCCUUAGGAAGCAGGGAGCAGCGUUAGCGUCAGGACACCCUGGGACUAAAGUGCUGAGCCGGAGCUAGUAAUGCCCUCGCCUCCUUCGUCUGUUCUCAGCUUUAUUAUUAUUUUUAUUUAUCUCUAGAACAUGGACUUCCCGUGCCUCCGGCUAGGGCUGCUGCUGCCUCUGGUAGCCGCGCUGGAUUUCAGCUACCACCACCAGGAAAGGAUGGAAGAGUUUUUGAAGACCGUUGCCCAAAGCUACAGUUCUAUCACUCACUUACACAGUAUUGGGAAGUCUGUGGAAGGUAGAAACCUAUGGGUUCUUGUUGUGGGGCGAUUUCCAAAGACACACAGAGUCGGGAUUCCGGAGUUCAAAUACGUGGCAAAUAUGCAUGGAGAUGAGACUGUUGGGCGGGAACUGCUGCUGCACCUGAUUGACUAUCUCGUGACCAAUGACGGGAAAGACCCUGACAUCACAAAUCUGAUCAGCAGUACCCGGAUCCACAUCAUGCCUUCCAUGAACCCAGAUGGAUUUGAAGCUGUCAAAAAGCCUGACUGUUAUUACAGUAACGGGAGGGAAAAUCGUAACAACUAUGAUCUGAAUAGAAAUUUCCCCGAUGCUUUUGUGCUCAAUGAUGUCUCAAGGCAGCCUGAAACUGUGGCAGUCAUGCAGUGGCUGAAAACGGAGACAUUUGUCCUCUCUGCAAACCUGCACGGUGGGGCCCUUGUGGCCAGUUACCCAUUUGACAACGGUGUUCAAGCCACUGGGACAUUAUUCUCCCGAAGUUUAACUCCUGAUGAUGAUGUUUUUCAAUAUCUCGCAUAUACCUACGCCUCAAGAAACAUCAACAUGAAGAAAGGAGAUCAGUGUAAAAAUAAAGUGAAAUUUCCUAAUGGUAUUACAAAUGGAUAUUCUUGGUAUCCAAUCCAAGGAGGAAUGCAAGAUUACAACUACAUCUGGGCCCAGUGUUUUGAAAUCACGCUGGAGCUGUCGUGCUGCAAAUACCCUCGUGAGGAGAAGCUUCCAUCUUUCUGGAAUAGUAACAAAGCCUCGCUCAUUGAAUAUAUGAAACAGGUGCACCUAGGUGUAAAGGGUCAAGUUUUUGAUCAGAAUGGAAAUCCAUUGCCCAAUGUAAUUGUUGAAGUCCAAGACAGAAAACAUAUCUGCCCCUAUAAAACCAACAAAUUCGGAGAGUAUUAUCUUCUUCUCUUGCCUGGGUCCUAUAUAAUAAAUGUUACAGUUCCUGGAUAUGAUCCAUACUUCACAGAGGUGUUUAUUCCAAAGAAAUCCCAGAACUUCAGUGCUCUUACAAAGGAUAUUCGACUUCCAUUCCAGGGGCAAUUGAAUUCUAUCCAAGUAUCAAAUCUUUCAUGCCCAACGAUUCCUCUUUACAGAGAUUUGCCAGGCCACUCAGCAGCAACAAAGCCUAGUUUGUUCUUAUUUUUAGUGACUCUUUUGCACAUAUUUUUCAAAUAAAGUGAAAUGUGAAACUCAA